Messenger RNA from Suncus etruscus (white-toothed pygmy shrew), 2455 nucleotides. It is a transcript of the gene CKAP2L, whose product is annotated as cytoskeleton associated protein 2 like. Lineage: Eukaryota; Metazoa; Chordata; Mammalia; Eulipotyphla; Soricidae. Bases 73 to 2286 code for a protein of 737 amino acids. The transcript has 9 exons. Gene Ontology annotation, cellular component: cytosol; mitotic spindle; centrosome. The record is from RefSeq and is a predicted model, not a curated record.
CUGAAGCUCCGGGCGCGGCCUUUGAAAAAAAUAAAAAAAACGAAACCAAACAAAAACUGUCGUUGAGGAGCCAUGGGGCAGCCGAAGCCCUCCGCCGCCGCGGAAGAACGACAAAGAAAACUCCAGGAGUACUUAGCAGCCAAGGGAAAACUGAAGUGCCACAACACCAAACCUUAUCUAAAAGCCAAGAAUAGUUGCCCGAAUCCUCCACAUUCUAAACCCACUCUUAAACCCAAAAAGGAUCUUACCAACCAUGUUGCUUUGCCUGUCAAAGUUAAAAGGCCUAUCAGCACCAAACUUCAGUCCCGACCUACCAAUCUCACAGGACCCCAGAAGCCAAAAUUGGAACCACCAAAAUCUCUGGGCAAAAGACUGACUUCAGCAUGUGUUUCUUCUAACCCAAACUGUAAGCCUUCCAACAAUUGUCAACAACAUGAAGGCAAGUCAUCCACGAGUAUAUCCACAAGUACAGAGCUAUCACUUAAUACACAUAAAUUAACAACUACAAGGCAGCAAAAACCAGAUCAAGGAGAUACUGAAUGUAUAAACUCUGUGGACAAUGCCCGUGUUGAAAAUAAUUCCCGGGACAACUUUCUGAAAGAGAUGAACAAAGAGAACUUUCCCUGUACCUUAGCAAAUUCUGAGAAGGAGCACCAUGGUGAAUUAUGGACCAUAAGUAAACCAAAGACUAACUCAGAUAAUCCAACCAAGAGCAAUAUAGCUUCUAGACAAGACUUACACAAAAGCUCAGUGAAGAGUACUAUUCUGCAGGACCGAGUUAAUAAACAAUGCCACGUCAGGAUUCUUCCAGCAAAGUCACAACAACUCGCUCGAGAAGCAGAACUUAGAAAACCAGGAGGGAAAACCCAAAAGACAGCUUCCUCUCACUUUGCUCAGGCUGGUAGCAGGGUUCAAGUGAAACCAGCAGUCGCAGAUAUAAAGGCUACAAGGGGUAAAUAUAAAAAAGCAAAUGAAACUAAGUUCCAAACCUACACUGUUACUAAACAGAAAGUAGAAAAUUCCAAGUACAAGACAUGCCCCAAUGUGCUCCAGGGAGAAUAUUGCAAAAGACAUGAACAUAUUAAACAGGACCAUAAGUCCACUCAGUCUAAUGUUAGACCUCAGACAUCAAGUGUACUGCAAAAGUCAAAAGCAAUCAGCCAAAAGCCUAAUUUGGCAAGUGGCAACUUUAAUUCAACACUUCCAAUAACCCCAAGUAUAAGUGUGAAUGGAAUUAAUGGGAAUAAAUUCAACAUCUGCUGUCAGCCAAAAGCACAGACUGUAGAUGCCAGGUUGAAAACAACUCUUCCUCAGAAUCGAUUUCUGAGUAGGACAGCUCCUAGGACUCAAGCAGGUGGCACAGCCUUAAAAGGCAGAGGAUCUCCGCAUGGGACCCAAACAAAUCCAGAUGCUAAAAAGAACACUGCAGUAAAGAAUCGCAGGAAACAGCUAGAAGAAUGGCAGAAAUCUAAGGGGAAGGUCUAUAAACGGCCUCCCAUGGAACUUAAAACAAAAAGAAAAGUCAUAGAAGAAAUGAAUAUUUCAUUCUGGAAGAGCAUGGAGAAAGAAGAAGAAGAAAAAAAAGUUCAACUUGAGCUGUCCAGUAAAAUCAACAGCACUCUGACAGAAUGUCUACAGCUCAUUGAAAGAGGCGUACUUUCUAAUGAGCUAUUUACCAUACUAUCUAGUAUUCCUGAGGCUGAAAAAUUUGCUAAAUUCUGGAUCUGUAAAGCAAAGUUGAUGGCAAGUAAAGGCACUUUUGAUGUUAUUGGAUUGUAUGAAGAAGCCAUUAAAAGCGGGGCAACCCCAAUACAAGAGCUGCGAGAAUUUGUUUUUAAGAUUUUACAGAACCCAAGUGAAAUCACAAAAGCACUUACCAAUGAUAACUCAGUUGCUGAAACUAAUAGAACAUCAAUAGAAGAACUGACAAAGAGGAUGGAAUCUAGAAAGUCUGACCUUUGUCCAGAAGAGAGAGUAGAGGUGACAGCAACACCCACAGUAACCAAGGCAGAGCUGGAUAGCCAUGCUGGUAUUAAAUUACAGGUUGCACCAAUUCCUAGAGUAAAUGGAAUGCCAGAAGUGCAAGACAUGAAGCUCAUCACUCCAGUGCGGCGCUCGGCGAGGAUUGGGAGAGCAGUUUCCCACUACCCAGAAAUGCUACAGGAGCACGACAUGGUAGUGUCAUCACUCGAUGAUCUGCUGGCAGUGGAAGACACAGAGUAUUUCAUAUUCCGCAAAAAUGAGGCCUUGCCUGUAACAUUAGGUUUUCAAACACUGGAAUCUUAAUUUCUUGACACUAUAUUUUUAGGAAAGAUCUGAAAUGCCUUUUUUCCAUAAGAUGCUUGCCCAAACAACCUGAAAGAAAUGAAGUAGCAGAAGCAUUUUGAUUGCAGAUGAUGGGCAGUAAAGAUUCAGAAAGGAACUCACUGAACUUAUUCUCAAAGUUUAUGACCGC